This is a messenger RNA of Pistacia vera, 1980 nucleotides long. Its product is annotated as AP-2 complex subunit mu. The transcript has 13 exons. The record is from RefSeq and is a predicted model, not a curated record. NCBI's taxonomy places the organism in Eukaryota, Viridiplantae, Streptophyta, Magnoliopsida, Sapindales, Anacardiaceae. Gene Ontology annotation, biological process: intracellular protein transport; endocytosis. Gene Ontology annotation, cellular component: clathrin adaptor complex; cytoplasmic vesicle. Bases 215 to 1531 code for a protein of 438 amino acids.
AUACAAACUCAAAUAGAAUUUUUUUUGAAUUUCCCAUUUACUACACGAAAGAACUUCCAUUUUACUAAUUUACUCUGCCAAACUCGACAUCUUGUGUUUACUCAAUUCUAUUCUGUGAUCCCCAAACCCGAAUCAAAUCAUCACCGUCAAAUUUCCAGAUCUCAACCUGUCGCCACAGCUGAUCCGUGCUGAUCGUUAAACCACUGGAUCCGACAUGCCGGUGGCUGCUUCGGCUAUAUACUUUUUGAAUCUCCGUGGCGAUGUUCUUAUCAAUCGCCUCUAUCGCGACGACGUCGGGGGAAAUAUGGUGGACGCGUUUCGAACGCAUAUUAUGCAAACGAAAGAGCUCGGUACGUGUCCGGUACGGCAGAUCGGAGGUUGCUCGUUCUUUUAUAUGAGAAUUAGCAAUGUUUAUAUUGUAAUUGUUGUUAGCAGCAAUGCAAAUGUGGCUUGUGCGUUCAAGUUUGUCGUUGAGGCGGUUGCCUUGUUUAAGUCUUAUUUUGGUGGGGCUUUUGAUGAAGAUGCCAUCCGGAAUAAUUUCGUUCUCAUUUAUGAGCUAUUGGAUGAAAUCAUGGAUUUUGGCUACCCACAAAAUCUUUCUCCUGAGAUAUUAAAGCUUUAUAUCACUCAAGAAGGAGUGCGCUCACCAUUCUCAUCCAAGCCUACAGAUAAACCUGUCCCAAAUGCAACUUUACAAGUCACUGGUGCAGUUGGUUGGCGCAGAGAGGGCCUUGUUUAUAAGAAAAAUGAGGUCUUUCUUGAUAUUGUGGAAAGUGUCAAUCUUCUUAUGUCAUCAAAAGGUAGUGUUCUACGCUGUGAUGUAACGGGAAAGAUUCUUAUGAAAUGCUUCCUCUCUGGAAUGCCUGAUUUGAAGUUGGGUUUAAACGAUAAAAUCGGCCUUGAGAAAGAGUCACAGCUGAAAUCCCGUCCUACUAAAAGUGGCAAAACAAUUGAGCUUGAUGAUGUUACUUUCCAUCAAUGUGUGAACUUGACGAGGUUUAACUCGGAGAAGACUGUGAGUUUUGUGCCACCUGAUGGUGAAUUUGAAUUGAUGAAGUAUCGUAUAACCGAGGGUGUUAAUCUUCCAUUCCGCGUCCUGCCAACAAUUAAGGAGCUUGGUCGAACUCGCAUGGAAGUAAAUGUUAAGGUAAAGAGUGUUUUUGGUGCAAAAAUGUUUGCACUUGGAGUCGUUAUCAAAAUUCCUGUGCCAAAGCAGACAGCAAAGACAAGUUUCCAAGUGACAUCAGGUCGAGCAAAGUACAAUCCUGCAAUUGAUUGCUUGGUUUGGAAGAUAAGAAAAUUUCCUGGGCAAACUGAGCCAACCAUGAGUGCAGAGAUUGAGUUGAUUUCCACGAUGGCAGAAAAGAAGUCUUGGACAAGGCCACCAAUUCAGAUGGAAUUUCAGGUUCCCAUGUUCACAGCAUCUGGUUUACGUGUUCGUUUCCUAAAGGUAUGGGAGAAGAGUGGCUACAAUACUGUUGAAUGGGUCCGUUAUAUUACCAAAGCUGGUUCGUAUGAGAUUAGGUGCUAGAAACAUGAGAUUGCUGCAGUGAGAUUUCUACUUUGACUUAAGCAGAGAUGGGAAUGUUUGCUAGUUGAGCGGAGUUGAAAGGGAAUUAUAUCAUAGAUUGCCUAGUGACAAGGUGAAUAUGCCUAAGAGCUUCCCUCUCAAAUGAUGCAGCUCGGUUUCUGCUUUCUUGUAUUCUUGGGGCAUAUUUAAUUGCUCAUAGUGGAGUUCUGUCAAUAUGAUUAUUGUGAUUGAUUAUCUUGGUUUGAUCUGAUGUUUGCGGUGUAAAGGCAAGGCUAGCGUCGUAGAAAUGGAAAACUGAGCAAUUUUUGUGAUAAUUCAUCAUACGUUGUUUAUUGCGUUUUCCUACAGCUAUGUUCAAUUUUAAUGAUAGAUUUAGUGGAUGAAAAUGACUGCGAUUGUUUCGAGUGUGGAAUCUAUUACAUAUAUUAAAGUUGUUUUUAUUUCUGCAA